Molecule: messenger RNA, 3813 nt
Organism: Pseudo-nitzschia multistriata
Lineage: Eukaryota; Bacillariophyta; Bacillariophyceae; Bacillariales; Bacillariaceae
Source: the annotation of a GenBank genome assembly
CACAGCAAGGAAGACCCGUUCGUUGUUCAUCCUCUUCCAAUCGCAAUACAGGACACAGGCGGUGCCGGUAUUGUCACUACCGCUGCAGGACUUUCCCACAGAACAAGAAAGAAAAACGGGCUUUGUCGGUUGCAUCCUAGUAUCCGAGGCACUUUCGCAGCGAUACGUUCCAUCGAGUUUGGGCGAGACAACAAUUUGUUGCCGAGCGAGAACGAGAGUGAGAACGAGAACAAGAGAUAAAGCCACGAUUGCCUCCAUCGCCAUCUCCAUCGYUAGGAAUUAAGUUUUCCUUCACUAGAAACCAAAUACAAAUACAAAAACGAGAACAAGAGCAAUCCAAACCAGCCACUGUACUGCUAAAACCAUGGCCGGUUUCAGCUUCGGAUCGACUCCCGCACCGGCUCCGGCAGCGGGCGGGGGCGGAUUCAGCUUUGGUGCGGCUCCCUCCGCCGCCGCUCCCGCUCCCGCAGCGGGAGGCUUUAGCUUCGGGGCAAAGCCGCCCGCUCCGGCUGCCGCGGCUCCUGCCCCCGCGGCGGGAGGCUUUAGCUUUGGGGCAAAGCCGCCCGCUGCCGCCGCUCCUGCCCCCGCAGCGGGAGGCUUUAGCUUUGGGGCAAAGCCGCCCGCUGCCGCCGCGGCUCCGUCUCCGGCCCCCGCGGCGGGAGGCUUCAGCUUUGGGGCAAAACCGGCCGCUCCUGCUGCCGCGGCUCCGACGCCUGCUCCGGCCUUUGGGGCGAAACCGGCCGCUCCAGCUCCUGCUCCGGCCUUUAGCUUCGGAGCGGCACCGGCUGCUGCUCCCGACAAGAAGGACGAGGGAAAAGCCGCACCGGCCCCCGCGGCCCCGGCCUUUAGCUUCGGAGCGGCACCGGCUCCGGCGGCGGGAGACGACAAGAAGGAGAAAGGGUCCUCCGCUGCUGCUGCGGCUCCCGCCUUUAGUUUCGGGGCUGCCGCACCAAAGGCGCCCGCACCGGCAGCCGACAAGAAGGACGCCGCCAAACCCGGGGGAUUUUCCUUCGGGGCACCGGCACCGGCACCAGCGGAUGCCUCCAAAGCCGCCGCUGCCACGGACGCUUCCACGACUCCCAAGGGGGCAUCCACGACGGUUGGGUUUUCCUUUGGCGCUGCCGCCGCGACRCCGACUCCCGCUACGCCCGCGGGAGUGGCGACUCCCAAGGCCCCCGCUCCCGUCGCCACACCGGCCGCCACCAAGGCGUCCGCCACCCCGGCACCCGCAACGACUCCGGCGGCGGCUCCUCCUGCUCCCAAGGAACCCCCCGCCCUCGAGUACCAAACGCUGACGGUGGAAGAAAUUCUCAACAAGUUCCAGAAGCAGCUCGAGGAAGAYGCCCUGGCCUUUUGCGAAGAAGCAAAGCGCGUCUGCGAAUUCGACGCCGUUCUCCGGGACAGCCAGAGGGACCUGGCCAAGCUCACCACGGAGGCCCAGAGGCUCAUGAUCGAACAGGAACAGGUCGAGCGUGGACUCGACGGGAUCGGGGCCUUCCAGAACGAACUCGAAACCACCCUGGAGGCGGUCGAGGAACAGGUCGACGCCAUCUUCCGGUCGCAGGCGCACCUCACCCCCCUCGACGCCGACGCGGAGCGGGAACGCGCCUACGAAACCGCCAAGCAGAUCGAGUACCGCCUCGACCACUCCACGGAAACCCUCCGGGAGACCUUCGAGACCCUCAACCACGCCAACGCCAGGGCCUUUGGGGGGACCACCCUCGGGGGCGACGCCAGCGGCGAGCACGGAUCCGUCCAGACCCUCGGCGACGUCGUCGCCGUCCUCAACCGACACCAGGACGGCCUGGCCGAGCUGGAGGCGGCGGCCCAGAAGCUCGAGCUGGACUGCGGCGAGGUCCACGCGGUCCUGGCCACGACCCGCCGGUAGGGGCGAGGCCGGGACGAGCCGAGCCGAAGCGAAGCGAAGCGAAGCGAAGCGUGACCACGCCGCGGCAGUCGCAAUCAUUUUUUAUAGGGAACAACAGUAAGCUGAAACGAAUUUAGUACAGUAUACCAAAAACGUACCGUAGCAGCAAAAGACCAAGGGCAGUCGCCAUCAAUUGCAGAAUUCGUGCGACCAGUAGUACAAAGUUCUUGAGCGAAACCCACUAGGAAGAAGGAGAUGUUCCCAACACAACAUGGUGCUUUUCCGUUACAGCUGGUAGAAAUACUCUACUACCAGUUGUACUAGUAUUUUGUAUCGGUAUAGCUCCUUGACGUUACUACUAGCAAGUGGUGUGAACAUACUACGGGCAGUAGUUAUCAAAACCGUGCUUGGCUUGGAUCACCAACAGUUGUGAGUGGCUAGUAGAGAGAAGAACCGCGACCGCUAUCGGCAGGAUUGGGAAAACCAWACAAGUACUUCCUGUAGUAUGAUUGGUUGCUGCUAGUUGGUACCAUUUGUCACACAGUGCUAAUAGGAGUAGUGAUUUUUCAAAAACUCAAAAAUCUAUUUCCACCAGAAACGUAUGCGGAAAAAUCUUUUUUUUUUCUUUAUACACGUUUUACGAACUCGUUACAGUCUAUUUCGUGACCAUUUCGGUCUUCGCAAUGCCGACGAACAAUCGACGCUAUCAUUCUUUUCUAUUCACUCUGGUUGCAGGUGUGAUUUUGGAUCUCCUACUAUUGUGGCACCGGGCAGUUUCCGGAUGGUGCGGCUUGAAAAUGUUGUACCGCCACUGGCUGGCCGAUACUUCAUUUGCAGCGAUAGCAUACUCGGAUCAUCCUAGUGGCAAAGAGUGAUGACUGCAGAUCUAGAGCAGCGCACAUCGGGAACUGCUUUUGCAUUCCGUGUAAAUGGACCCAGGAUUCGCUAGUACGAUAAUGCCGCACAAGGUUUGCAACACCACGAAUUCCGAAAAUUAAGACCAUCCACUCCCUAUUUGUCGACAUGGUGAGAAGGAGCUGUGUACAUUUGACGAAUUGGUUUCCAUGCAGUUAUCCCAUUUGUGCAAUGCCGUUGUUGCUAGCGUUGCUAUUUUUUUGUUUUGCUCCUAUUUCCACCACGACUUGCCGUUCUUGUCAAUCGGUGGGCUGUCCUUGCACGGCAGUUUGCUCGGCUUGUCCCUAUAGUGGCACUUGAAACUCGGUUCUGCCAAACAGCAAGCAUCRGCAAACGGACUCUCGUGGCUUUCAUCGCGCAGCAGGGAGAGUUCUCUGGGAGUUUUGUGAACGCAUUCCUCUUUCACGUGCCACUCGCCUAUCUGCUCCAAAAAGAGCAGCUUGUUGUCCUUGUUCAGCGUCCAGCUCAUGUGGAAGAUGUAUKGAUCGGCCUCCCCCGCUAGCAUCCGUCUCAUGUACUUGCCGGACUUCUGGUGAAAGUGCCACCCGCCGGGGAACUCGUCCGUAUCCCGCGAGAAAACCUUCACCUUCAGCCCAAAGAGAGAGACGUGCUCGUUCAUGAGUGCGAUCAGGGCCUGCUGAUGGGAAUCGGUCUUGAGCACCAAAUCGGCCGCGUUCAGCAGGGAGGAGAAGAAAUGCUUGGUGCGAGGGUUGGAACGGACGUAGUAAAAGCCGCUGUUCGCCGAGUAGGGGGCAUAGCGCGUAGAGUGGCCACCAUCGUCCUGGAACAUCAUGUCAAAUUUCUGCAGGCUCUUAUUGCUCUUGUCCUCGAAAAAGGGGAUGGGGUUUUUGUACCAAACAAUGUCGACAUCCUGGAAAAGGAUGUUAUACCCGAGAGAGCUGACCAUGUGCACGCACAUAACCUUGGCCAUCAUCAUAAGGGUAAACUUGCGAUCUCCGUACCGGGCUGCAGCCUCGGACGGAAUCGAGUCGAAAUUCURUUGUUGGUGGGAACAAAAAAAUUAUGGUGCC